Fonsecaea nubica is the source of this 1713-nucleotide messenger RNA. RefSeq lists its product as hypothetical. Gene Ontology annotation, biological process: secondary metabolic process. The coding region runs from base 1 to 1713 and encodes 570 amino acids. Lineage: Eukaryota; Fungi; Ascomycota; Eurotiomycetes; Chaetothyriales; Herpotrichiellaceae. Gene Ontology annotation, molecular function: CoA-ligase activity. The record is from RefSeq and is a predicted model, not a curated record. The transcript is spliced from 2 exons.
AUGGUGUUCAAAUCCAAGAGGCAGAUCGACAUUCCUCGCCUCGAUAUCCUGUCACUCUUGUAUGAAUCAGACUGGUGUUUAGCCCGUGAAGAGACCGAAAUCCAUGUGCAGGCUGCGAAUCCAUCAAACAGCAUCACCAAGGCCGAAAGCCGCAAGUUGCUGAAACGGGUUGCCCAUGUGCUUCGACAACGCUUCGGCGUCGGCGCCUCGGGACCAGGUAAAGAUGUUGUCCUGACGGUGCUCAGCGGGAGUCCUUUUGCACCUGUCUUCUUCUACGGCAUUGUCGCUGCUGGAGGUAUCUUUUCUGGCGCUAGUACAGAAUACCGAGUCGAAGAGUUGACGCGUCAAAUUGAGGACGGAAACGCCAGCUUGUUAGUGUGCUCGCCAGAAUGCGAAGCGCAGGUCGUUCGAGCCGCCGAGAUCUGCGGCAUCCCUAAGGACAGGAUUUUGCUUCUGGAUAGCACUGUCCCACACCACUGGAAAUUGAUCUCCGUGGCGGACCGGUCAGACGUGCUUGGAGGUAGUGGUCAGAUGUUGGACUGGCAGCGCAUCACCGAUCUGCCGACACUGGAGGCUGUCACGAUAUGUCUGCUGUAUUCAUCUGGGACCACCGGUCUACCAAAGGGUAUUCGAAUAUCGCACUGGGGUCUUGUGGCGAACAAUGUUUGCACAAUGGACCCUGCGCGCCGGUACAAAGCAAUCAGCGAAAAGGAGGGACGAGAAUUUACCUUCAACACUAUAGCGCACCUACCCAUGUCCAACAUCGCCGGGAUCAGUCUGUAUUCGACCAAUCCAUUCUACAUGGGCGGCACGACGUGGUGGAUGGAAAAGUACGAUUUCGAAACCUUUCUCGAAUACCACAGGCGCUAUCGCCCCGCCUACCAAUUCACUGUGCCCCCGGUAUGGCUGCGAAUCGCGAAAAGCGACAAGGUUACGGAUCAUUUCGACGCUCUGCAGGUCGCCGUGACGGGUGCGGCACCCAUCGGACAAGAUCUCGUCAAAGAGGCUCAGAAGAAGUUGGGUCGAGGUCGGGCUCACAUGGCUCAAACGUGGGGGACAACCGAGACGACGGGUGUCAUUGCUGCAACGGACUGGCUCGCAUAUUCCAGGGACGGGACGUGGAGUGUGGGCGAGCUCUGUCCCAACGUCACCCUCCGAGUUAUCGAUGAGGAUGGCCGAGACGUGCCGGAGGGCCAGCCAGGUGAAAUGCUCGUCGGAGGGCCCAUCCUCGCCCAGGCAUACCACAACAGACCAGAGGCCACGAGGGAGUCGUUCCAACAGGGCUUCUACCACACUGGGGAUAUCGGGACGUACACCAACGGCUACGUCCGCAUCGUCGAUCGGAAGAAGGAACUCAUCAAGUACAAAGGCUCCCAGGUCGCCCCGGCCGAGCUGGAGGCGCUCCUGACCUCUCAUCCUCGCAUCGCCGACGCGGCCGUCAUCGGCCUCUGGGACGAAGCGCAACAGACAGAAGUGCCUCGCGCGUACGUGGUUCGCCGCCAAUCCUCUACCGGCGACGGCCGAACCAUCACGGCCCAAGAGGUGGCCGACUUUGUCAAGAACAGAGUCGCAAGUUACAAGCAAUUGCGUGGAGGUGUCUUUUUUGUCGACGAGAUCCCGAAGAGCGCGUCGGGGAAGAUUCUGAGAAAGGAGCUGCGGGCGAGAAUAAAGCCACCACCGUCAUCGUCGUCGUCCAUACAGGCUAAAUUAUAG